CACCUCCAGUGCCUUGGAUCCGUCACACAUUGCUCCCGUCACCACUCGCCACCCUCCCUGAGAAGAAUCGGACAUUUCUUAUUCGAAAGAGGGACUGACGACCGACGACUGUACGGAGCAGUCAGAUUGAUUCCCUUCCACUUCCUUCUUACUGCCGACGGGAGAGCGUCCUUCGCUAACCACUGUAAUAGCCCAGGCUAACGAACGACAUGGCUCCUUCAGCAACUAACACCACCUGGGAUCACGAGUAUAACACAAUUCGCAGAGAGAACAUCUUCAAAAAUCCCCCGAAGGAUCACACAGCGUACCCUGCUUUGCAGGCAGCAGUCGCCCCUCACAUCAAUUCUUUCAAUGCCCUUUUUCGUAGCGAUAUCCAACCAACACUGGUCGAACAUGCCCUUGCCGACAUUGACGAAAAGAUAUACCUUGACGGCGAUGACAAAACCUCGCAAGACCGAAGGAACCGGUUAACGAUCAAGUAUAAGAGUGUGUCGCUACAUAAAUCGCAGCUGCCUCCAUCGAAUAGAUUUGCGAGGAACAGGGAUGUGUAUCCAGCUGAGUGCCGGGAACGCCAUGUUACUUACCGGGGCAAAUUAUCUGCCACAUUCGAGUAUCGCAUCAAUGAUGGCGACCCGCAAGAAUUCACUCGAGACCUGGGCUCUAUGCCUAUCAUGGUCAAAUCAAACAGGUGCCACCUCGAGAACACCCCGCCCGACCUGUUAGUAAAGAGAAAAGAAGAGGCAGAAGAGCUGGGCGGUUAUUUUAUCGUGAAUGGCAUUGAGAAGAUUAUCCGUCUCCUGCAGGUGAACAGGCGAAACUUUCCCAUGGCCAUAUAUCGACCUAGUUUUACCAACCGUGGCUCCGGUUACACCCCCUAUGGCAUCAUCAUCCGCUCUGUUCGACCCGACGAGACGUCUCAGACUAAUGUCCUCCAUUACUUGAGUGACGGCAUCAUCACCUUCCGAUUCUCCUGGAGGAAAAACGAAUAUCUUGUUCCGGUUGUCAUGAUUCUGAAAGCCCUCGUGGAAACGAAUGAUCGAGAAAUCUUCGAGGGAUUGAUAGGCCCUCCGGGCAGCAAAUCCGCGGAGAACACGUUCCUCACGGAUCGAGUCGAGCUCCUUUUGAGAACAUACAAAUCGUACGGCUUGUAUAGCAAGUCGGAGACGAGAUCGUAUCUUGGUGAGAAGUUCCGAGUUGUUCUGGGUGUUUCUGACUUGAUGUCGCACUACGAUGCCGGCACCGAGUUUCUCAGGCGAGUGGUUCUUGUCCACCUCGGAAAUGUCCAUGUCAUCCCGCGGCAGGACGGCGACAAGUUCAAGAUGGUGGUAUUCAUGAUUCGCAAACUCUAUGCCCUGGUCGCCGGGGAGUGUUCGGUGGACAACCCGGACGCGGUGCAGAACCAAGAAGUGCUGCUCGGCGGUUUCCUAUACGGAAUGAUCCUGAAGGAACGCCUGGAUGAGUUUCUGGCGACGUCGGUUCGUGCUUCCCUUAGGGAGUAUCACAGGAAGUUCCCCAGCCGAGUUUUCACAUCCCAGGAUUUCGCUAAAGACUUCCCCUCAACCAUUUUCCGGCUUGCCAAUGAGGGCAUUGGUCCAGGACUCGAGUACUUCCUCUCUACAGGAAAUUUGACCAGUCCUUCGGGUUUGGAUCUUCAGCAGACGGCUGGGUAUACCGUCGUGGCGGAGAAGCUCAACUUUCUCCGUUUCAUCAGCCAUUUCAGGAUGAUUCACCGCGGUGCUUUCUUCGCUGAACUCAAAACAACGACCGUGAGGAAGCUGCUACCGGAGUCUUGGGGUUUUCUAUGCCCGGUUCACACCCCUGAUGGUGCACCGUGUGGCCUCCUGAAUCAUCUUUCCCACAAGUGCCAAAUCAUGACCGAGGCGGUCGACGUCUCAACAUUGCCUACUCUCGUGACGGCCCUUGGGGCCGUGGACGGCUCAUCUGCAUCGACCGACGAGAGUGUAGUUAUCAUGCUCGACGGUAGGAUUCUUGGUUGGUGCACGCCACAGGUAUCUCGGCGGGUCGCGGACACUUUUCGAUACUGGAAAGUCGAAGGAACUCAUGGCGUAGCUGUCCAUCUCGAGAUCGGGUAUGUGCCUCCAUCGCACGGAGGUUCUUAUCCCGGCAUCUAUUUGGCAUCCAAGCCGGCGCGUAUGGUAAGGCCUGUGAAGUAUCUUCCGCUCCAGCGCGAAGACUUUGUGGGCCCCCACGAGCAGCCCUACAUGUCCAUCGCUGUUGUAGAGGAAGAGAUCGUGUCUGGUGAAUCAACGCAUGUCGAGUUUGCUCCCACGAACAUGCUUUCUAUCUUGGCCAACAUGACACCGUUCUCAGACUUUAAUCAGUCUCCUCGGAACAUGUAUCAAUGUCAGAUGGGCAAGCAGACGAUGGGAACUCCUGCAACGGCGUUGCGAUAUCGGACGGACAACAAGCUCUACAGGCUCCAGACUGGCCAAACGCCGAUCGUAAGGUCUCCCCUGCACAAUACCUACGGGUUCGACAAUUUCCCCAACGGGACCAAUGCAAUUGUUGCGGUUAUAUCAUACACCGGAUAUGACAUGGACGAUGCCAUGAUUAUCAACAAGUCAGCCGACGAAAGAGGCUUCGGUCACGGAACAAUAUACAAGACGAAGGUGAUCUCACUCAAAGAAGAGUCGAGGAGUCGGACGGCUAAGCAGGUCACGAAACUCUUCGGGUUUGCACCGGGAGGGUUGGUGAAGGGCUAUCAUCGCGGUCUUCUUGAUGAAGACGGCUUACCGUUCGUCGGCCGCAUGGUGCAGGAAGGGGACGUGGUAUGUGCUUGGCACACUGUAUCAGCGGAAUUCGACGGCAAGCUGUCCAACCUGGAUGGCCGUACUCACUUUGAGAAAUACAAGGACUCAGAACAGGCCUUCAUUGAGGAAGUUCGUCUUAUUGGAAACGAGAACGGCACCGAGCCGGCGCAGACUGUGUCCAUCAAAUUUCGCGUGCCGCGCUCGCCCGUUAUUGGAGACAAAUUCUCAUCACGACACGGUCAGAAGGGCGUCUGCUCCCAAAAGUGGCCGGCUGUCGACUUGCCAUUCUCCGAGUCGGGAAUACAACCAGACGUUAUCAUCAACCCACACGCCUUUCCCUCCCGAAUGACGAUUGGUAUGUUCGUAGAGUCGUUAGCAGGCAAGGCGGGCGCACUCCACGGCCUUGCCCAGGACUCAACACCGUUCAAGUUCAACGAAGAAGAUACGGCUGCGGAUUACUUUGGUCACCAACUCAUGAAGGCUGGUUAUAACUUUCACGGAAAUGAGCCCAUGUACUCAGGGAUUACCGGGGAGGAGUUUGCCGCUGACAUCUACAUCGGAGUUGUGUACUACCAGCGGCUUCGUCACAUGGUCAACGACAAGUACCAGGUCCGCACGACGGGGCCUAUCGUUCCGACCACGGGUCAGCCUAUUAAGGGCCGGAAGAGGGGUGGUGGCGUUCGCGUGGGAGAGAUGGAACGAGACGCGCUUUUAGCCCACGGCACCGCAUUCCUGCUGCAGGACCGCCUGCUUAACUGUUCGGACUAUACUCGAACUUGGAUUUGCCGGAGCUGCGGAUCGUUCCUCUCUGUGCAGCCGACUGUAUCGCCAUUCGUGGGGAAGAGGAAACAAGUCGGCACAGUCCGCUGCCGGAACUGUGCCCGUCGGCUGGACUCAUUGGAGCUGGAGAGUAAUAAAUCGGAGGGGGAAAUCUGGGAAGACGGUCAGGGCAACCAGUGGGUCGGCGGAGACAACACAACCAUCGUGGUUGUCCCGGGAGCGCUCAAAUUCCUUGAUGUUGAGCUGGCAGCCAUGGGCGUGAAACUCAAGUAUCGCGUUGAUCAUCGCGAUGUGACGCGGAAAGGGGGUUUGAAGCGCAUGCCGACGUCUACUAUAUCCAGGAUUUUGGCCGAGUCGUGAUUAUUGAGUCGGAAGAGAAGGGAAGAAGGAAAAAAGAACAUACCCUACCUUAGGUACCUUAGUAGGAAAAUAAGGAAAAGAGUUAUGCUUAGAACCCCU
Molecule: messenger RNA, 4010 nt
Organism: Sodiomyces alkalinus F11
Lineage: Eukaryota; Fungi; Ascomycota; Sordariomycetes; Glomerellales; Plectosphaerellaceae
Product: DNA-directed RNA polymerase I subunit RPA2
Exons: 2
Coding region: 210-3911 (1233 amino acids)
Biological process (GO): DNA-templated transcription
Cellular component (GO): RNA polymerase I complex; nucleus
Molecular function (GO): DNA-directed RNA polymerase activity; ribonucleoside binding; DNA binding
Source: RefSeq, a predicted model, not a curated record